AUGUCAAGAAAAGAAAGUAGCUUUAUUUAUUCUAUUACGGGAAAACCUAGCAAUUUACAAGCAACAAAUGUCACAUCGCAAUCGUGUUUAACAACAAAAGAAAUAACUUCUUCGGCAAAUUUGAUUUCUUCUGUUUAUAAAUGUUUGUGUAGUAAUAUUAAUACUGUCAAAAAGAGAAGAUGUGAUUUUUCUCAUGAGAUUCUAUUAAUUAUUAUGAUGAAUGUUCAAUGGGAUAAUAUUGGCCUAUUGUUAUUUCGGAUCUUAAAUAAAAGCAGUGAAUCGAUCAAAAACUCGAGAAUUUUGAAUACAAGUUUAGUAAGCCGAAGUUCAAGUUAUUUUGUCAAUGUCACCAUGACAUUGAUUGUACGCGAUCAAAGAGAAUUUCUUAGUCAAUGUAAGUUUCUUUUUAUUUCGAACAUUAUUUAUACUCUUAUUUUGCUACCACAAUGGCAAACACUUGGCUCCUGUCAACUGAAUGCAUGUUCAUCGAAUACCGAAAAUGAUAUUGGGUCCGCUUUGUUUUGGACGAAAAAUUUGGUCUACUUAUCAGUUGGAACCGUUGUAAUAGCAGCACUUGUCACCUUUCUAGCAGUGGUCUUUUGGUGUUCGAAACAACAGAAAACAUCGAAACUCAAAUCUCAACCAUCGGAACUAACAGCAUUUUCAACGAAUGCAAUCAAUGUCAAGACACCAAGACCAAAAGAAAUCAAACUAUUUCCAAUCGUACCGAAACUAGUUCAGCCUGGUUCGCCAUCGUUAAUCCUUCCAACAAUCGAAAAGAAUGAGAACCUGACAGAUACAUUCAAUACCGAUGCAUAUUCAACAGCUGGUUCAUCGUCAUCAUCGGUAGCUGCAGCAACGAAAAAGUUUCGAAAGAAAAAUUUGCUCGAAAGGCGUGGUUCGAAUAAUUCAUUGACAAUAUCCAUCGCUCCAAAACAUCGUCUCAUCAAUAGUCCGCCAGCUGAUUGUCCUCCGGAUGAAUAUCUAUUGACCGCCACACGAAAACUAACGAUUGAUGAACUACAUAAACAUGCACAGGAUGCUCGUUCGCUUUACCAUGAAUUUUGGACAAUUCCAACAAAUCAUCUCGAAAAACUCCGAAUCUGUGGUGCUGGUACAAAGAAUCGUUACGGAACAAUCAUUGCUAAUGAACAUUCUCGAGUGAAACUACCCGAAUUAUCUGGUGAUCCACUUUCCUCCUAUAUCAAUGCCAAUUAUGUGAAAGGUUUUCCCGAUGAAUCUCGUACAUUUAUUGCCACACAAGGUCCACUUGCAAAUACAAUCAUUGAUUUCUAUCGAAUGAUCUGGCAGGAACAUGUGCCAGUUGUGGUGAUGAUUACGCGUUUAUUCGAAAAAAAUAAAGCCAAAUGUGAAAGAUAUCUUCCAGAUUCACGAAGUAAUCAGUACGGACCGUUUCAAGUCCAUGUCAAAUCAGUUUCUCAUCAAUCAGAUUAUGAAAUACGUCGUUUAAUAAUUGAAUUCGAAAAUGAGCAACGUGAAGUCGAACACUAUUGGUAUACCGCAUGGCCUGAUCAAUCCUGUCCGGAUGUCACACACCCCUUAAUUGAACUUGUGAAAAAAGUGGAAAUGAGUCGAAUCGAGUUGAAUAAUACGAAUAAAGCUGUUGGUCCGGUGGUUGUUCACUGCAGUGCUGGUAUUGGACGAACCGGAUGUUUUAUUGCAUUGAGCAAUGGUAUUAAGCAACUCGAUAACGAACAUAUUGUUGACUUUGUUCGCAUACUUUGUGAUUUACGUCGAGAUCGUGGUGGAAUGAUUCAAACGAAUGAUCAAUAUCAGUUUGUGUAUCAAGCAUUGAGCGAAUACGCUAGAACGUUGCAAUCCUCAGCAUCAUGA
This is a messenger RNA of Adineta ricciae, 1854 nucleotides long. The record is from the annotation of a GenBank genome assembly. Lineage: Eukaryota; Metazoa; Rotifera; Eurotatoria; Adinetida; Adinetidae.